Messenger RNA from Episyrphus balteatus (marmalade hoverfly), 5460 nucleotides. It is a transcript of the gene fru, whose product is annotated as sex determination protein fruitless. Gene Ontology annotation, cellular component: nucleus. Bases 68 to 2071 code for a protein of 667 amino acids. Lineage: Eukaryota; Metazoa; Arthropoda; Insecta; Diptera; Syrphidae. The record is from RefSeq and is a predicted model, not a curated record. The transcript has 8 exons. Gene Ontology annotation, biological process: regulation of transcription by RNA polymerase II. Gene Ontology annotation, molecular function: protein binding.
UUUUUUUAUUGAAAAACUGCCUUCCAUAGAAACUGAUGGUUACUUUGGAUUAUAUAAUUUGCUUGAUAUGACGAGGUACAACACUGACCAAGGAGCUAUUAUGGACCAGCAAUUCUGUCUACGCUGGAACAAUCAUCCGUCUAAUCUUACUGGUGUGCUGACCUCCCUGCUGCAGAGGGAGGCGUUAUGCGAUGUCACAUUGGCCUGUGACGGUGAAACCGUAAAGGCGCAUCAGACAAUUCUAUCAGCAUGCAGCCCAUAUUUCGAAACAAUUUUCCUGCAAAAUCACCACCCACAUCCCAUAAUUUUUCUAAAAGAUGUCAGAUACUCAGAGAUAAGAUCACUUCUCGAUUUUAUGUACAAAGGCGAAGUGAACGUUGGUCAAAGUUCUUUGGCUGCGUUUUUAAAAACAGCUGAGAGCUUACAGGUUCGAGGAUUAACAGACAACACAAAUUUAAACUAUCAAACCAGUUGUGACAGGAUGAGAGAUACGGACACGACAUCGCCCUCUAAUAACCGUGAAUCACGAGAAAGAGAACGUGAACGAGAACGGGAACGAGAGCGAGAUCGUGAAGGUGAUCGCGAUCGCGAACGUGAACGAGAACGUGAACGUGAUCGUGAACGUGAACGUGAAUUACAUCAUCGCAGUAGUAGUAGUUUAAGUGGUGGUGGUGUUGUUGGUAACCGUGAAGGUAGCAGUGGCAGCAGUGCUACUACCAUUGUUGGCAAUAGUAGUGUCGUAAAUGCAAGCCUACAAUCGGCCACAGCUUCGGCUUUAUGUUUAAGCGAACGAUCUCCUAGCGUUGGACCUGGCAGCGGCGGUGGAGGUGGUGGUGAAAGUGGUAGUUUAACACCAACAAUUGCAGGCAGUGGCAGCAAUAGUGCUGGUGGUGUUAUCAUCAAUGAAAGGGAGCGAGAAAGGGCAGACAGUCGUGAUGAAAUAAUGCAGCUAGACUAUAGUAAAGAUAGAGAUCGUGAUAGAGAAAUGUCUACCACUCCGGUAGAUCAUAAUAUUAGUAGUAAUAAGAGAAGACGUAAGAACUCAUCCAACUGUGAUAAUUCGUUAACCUCGACGCAUAACGCAAAUGUACAGGACAGGCAUUACACUCAGGACUCUCAGUCAUCAAAACCGGAUGAUGUGCCAGCUGAAUUACAGCAGGCUUCGAGGCUUUUUAUAACAUUGCUUAAGGCAUCCUCCCAUAGUAAUUAUAAAUCGAGUCCCGCGCCAAAAACAGGAAACAAUUCAGAAUCAGAGGAGACGGGUGGUCGUCGUGACUCCCCUUUAUCAGGAAGUCAAGGAGUUGGUCUCAGUCAAUCGCUAAGUAUUAAACAGGAACUAAUAGAUGCUCAGCAACAACAACAGCAACAUCAUGCAUCAUUACCCCCUGAAUUGUUGCCGUCUGGAGGUAUGAAAUUACAUCCUGAGGAUAUGUCUAAUUUAUUAUCUUCGCAUGGCCUUCAAUCAGAUUCCAUCAGAGAGGACCAAAAUGAUGUCAAACAAAUGCAAUUGGAUCAAUCUGAUAACAUUGAUGGGCCGGGGGGACGUCAUCAUCUUUCAACUCCCUUAUCGACAACAUCAUCAUCAUCCCCACCACCCCCGCCAUUUGCAAUGCAUUUUAAAAAUGAAUACCAUCAUGCGUUAGGAGGACAUGAUGUUGGAAUUUAUCGUACUGGCAGUGGUAGCCUUGGCGGAAGUAUUGGCAGUGGUGGAGCUGGUAGUAAUGGUGGUGGUCAUCAUCAUCAUCACCAUCAAGGAAUUGGACCAACUUCUGGACCUGGAGGUGCAGGUGGUGGUGGUGGUGGCGGCGGCGGUGGAGGAAGUAGUCACAAUUCACAUCAUCAAAUGUCCUAUCACAAUAUGUUUACCCCCUCCCGUGAUCCAGGCACAAUGUGGCGCUGCAGAUCGUGCGGCAAGGAAGUGACUAAUCGAUGGCAUCACUAUCAUUCACAUACCGCUCAACGUUCCAUGUGCCCAUACUGUCCAGCCACAUAUAGUCGAAUUGAUACGUUGCGUUCACACCUGCGAGUUAAGCAUCCUGACAGAUUACUCAAAUUAAGUUCUUCAAUGUAAAUAUAAAAAUAUAUCUAUGUAUAAAAAAAAAACACUAAAACAACAAAACAGAAAGAAGAAAAUGACUUUACACUGUUAAAAUUAAAAAAAAAAAAACAAUUUGUUUUUUCUCUUUCAAUAGUUUGAAAUGUAAUUAAUUUAAUUUUUUUGUUUUUACUCAAUAAUUUUCCUAUUAGUUUUAUAUAUUGAAAUAAUAAAUAAAUUUUAUAGCAUUUAUUAGAUUUUAUAAACUCUAUAAAGAAAAUUAAAAUAAAAAAUUAAAUAAAAUCUGCCUAGCAAACGCUAAUGCAGAAAACUCUUUACACCAGUCAAUCAAUCAAAUCUAGAUUAUUAAUAAGAGUUAAACUUCUUCCUUCAUUUUGUAAUGAUUUAAAACAAAAAAAAAAUAGAUACAAUUUAUGAGCUUAAAUUUGAAAAUUCUAAAAAUCAUUAUUAAAUUUAAUAAUCUAAAAAAAUCUAAUAAUAAUUAUUACAUCUUAAACAAAAAUUUAAAAAUUGGCAACAAUACUAAAAAAAAAAAAAAACAGUAAAACACUAAAAUAUAUCUAGAUAAACAAAAUAUUAUUUUUUUUAUUCAUUUUUUCCUUCUAUAAAUAAUUAAAUGCUCUAAAAUUUUGUUAUAAUUUAAUUUUGUUUCAAUAAAUCGGUUUCAAAACAAAGAACCGUAACAAUAUAGUCAUUUCCUGUAAAUUCUCGCGAAAUUCAGGGAUCAUAUUAGUCAUACAUCUAGAUUUUGUUUAAAUAAUUUCCUAUAAACUAGCAUAAAAAAAACUAUAAAUAAAUUUAAGUUGCGCCACACUUAAAAGAUAUAAAACAUUAAUUGACAAAGAAAAUUACAACCUAAUUUAUAUCUUUUAUGUUAUUCAAUUUUAAAGAGAAAAUAAAAUGAGUUUUUUUAACACAUACAAAAAUCUAAAUACCUCAAAAUGCAUUUCUAUUUUAAUGUUAAUUUUAUUACUGUCAGUUUUUUUUUAUUGUUAUUUAAAGAAAAAAAAUAUUAUAUUUAAAAGUAUGUAAUUUUUUUAAAGUUUAAUUUAGUUUGUAAGUUUUUUUUUUUUUGUUUCCUAAUUUAGGUACUUGACUCGAAGCUUAAGAAGCUAGAGAACAAUAGGCUAUGGUUUGUUUAAACAAAUACAUUUUUAUUUAUAAGUACUACGUUCUGUUUUUUUCUAUUUGUUUUAAAAUAUGUUGUCAAUUAAUUAAAUAAAUUUAUUAAUUUAAAAAAAAUCCAGUGCACUUUUAAAUUUAAUUAAAUAAUUAUACAUACUAAAAACAAACGCAUUUAAAACACGCAUUGUUUUUUUUUUUUUGUCUUUUAUAAGUGAUUGGCCAUGAAGUUGACAGGAAUUCCUAAAAGUGUGUGAGUUUUACUUGUGGAAAAUUUUGAAACUUAAGACUUUUUUUUGGUUUGGUCAUAAAUAAAAGCUUAAUGUUAAUUAAACAUAUGCUUUAACAAAAAAAAAAAUAAAACUAUUUAAAACAUUUUCAAUUUGAUCUCUUAACUCCACACAAAAUGUAUAUUCCUGAUGUUGAAAUUAAGUUUAAGAUCCAUAAGCUAAUACCAAAAUGCUUUAAAAAAAAAAAAAAAAAACAAAAACAAAAAAUAAAAUUAGAAAACCUCGCAGGAGAGAUCUGUGGCUUAUGUUAUGUAAAUGAAUAACUUUAAAUUUCUGUCAACUUCAUAUAAAAAAUAAUUAAAAUCAAAAACUAAAAAAAAUUAAAAAUUUAUUCUUAAAAAUAAUCGUGCUUCAUUUUAAAUCAACGAAUAUCCUUAAAUAUCAGUUUUAGUGUACAUAGAAAAUUUUGUUUAAAAAAAAAAUAAUAAAAUAAUAAAACAAGAAAAAGUCAAUUCUUGAUGCUUUUUAUUAUGGUAUGCAACAAAAAAAUAUAUAAAAAAUAAAAUUCAAAACAAACAUUUUUAAAAACUUGAUUCUCCAAUCAAAACACAAACAAGAAAAAAUAUAAAUAAAAUCCAUAUCAACUUUCACUACAUUUAUAUACAAGAAAAAAAAACAGAAACUAACACAAAUCUAGAAUAUAUUUUCAAUACCUACUUUCUACAACAAAAUCAAAAUAUGUAUAAUAUCAAAUCAAAUAAGAUAAUUAUCUUUAUAUAUAACAAAGCCUACAUGAUUUUACUGUGAAUUUUUAAGACAGGUAAAUUUAAAAAAUCCGUCUUUUCUUCAUACUAUAACAAAACUAUGCAACAAAAUAUUUUUAAAAAAAUCAAAAAAUUAAAAUUAAAUAAGUUCAAUUGUUUUUUAUAUUUUUAUUUAUAAAACAGAGCAUAUAACUCUCUUGGCUUUUAAGUUGUGUUGAAUUAUAGAAAAUCACAAGACCCAUUCUCUCUUAACACAGCGAAAUGUUAUUAAGAAACCAAGAAUAGUUGAUAUAGAAAAAGUGCCAAGACCUUAUGUUAAAAAAAAAAAAAAACAGCUUUUAAUUAAAUUUGUUUUCUACUAAUUUCUUUGUUAUUUGUAUGUCUUAACGAAACCAUCAAAAUAAAAUUAAUAUUGAUUUGAAUUGAUUUAAAACAGACGAAAGCAAAAUUAUAUUAAAAAAAAGGCUUUGUGAUAUCCCAAAAUUUUGUUAUUUGUGGUUCGUUAUUAUAAUUUGUUUAUAUUUUACUUUUAAAAUUAAAUGUAUAUCCAAAUUUAAAAAAAAAAUAAAAAAUUAAUGUGAUAUUUAUUUUCGGAAUUUGAAAUUAAUUGGCUAUGUUAAAAUUAAUAGUUAAAAUUAAAGUGUUAUUUUGUUGUUAUUGGUUUGGCAAUUAAAUUUUUCAAAAAAUAAAAAACUAAAGAAACUUAAAAAAUAAAUUUUCUUAGCUUUAAUAAAUAAAAAAUUAUAAAAAUAAAUCUUAAAAUUCAAUGCACUUAAAAUUGUAAAUAAAAAAGAAAGUUUUUGAAACAUAAAAGAAAGGAUAUACUUUAUAAAAAUAAAAACUGGCCAGAAUAAUUAAUAACUCUUUUUUAAUUGUACUUUUAUUAAUAACGAACAAUACUUAAAAAAAAAAAAAAAACAGAAAUAAAUUAAAUAUCAAAAUGUAAAUAUAUUUUUCUACAUAAUUUUAUUUCUAAGACUCAUGAAAGAAAAAAAAAAAACAAAAUAAUAUUGUAGAAAAAGAAAUUAAAUUUUAAGAAACAAAAACAAAUUUAAUUGGGGAUUGAGCAGAACUGUUGCUUUUUAUUUCAGCUAAAUUAGAAUUAUUAAGAUUCCCUGUAAAAUAAUAUUAUUAAAACAAACAAAAAGAUAAAAUCUUUAUAGUCAUAUGUAUAUGAAAAAAAGAAAUAGUUGUGAAACUUUUGUGUAACAAAAUGUAGGUGUUUGCAUAAUCUUUUAAAAAUUAAAAAAAAAACAAAAUAUAAAUUCCCUUUAAAAUAAAAACAAAA